UUUAUAUUGAAAGACACAAUAUAAUGUUUCACUCCAUACAAGACUGUUGCGCUGCCUUUCAAAACACUUGGGGACUUGUUGGUUCAAUUGAAGUUAUGAUCAUGGUAUACAACAUGGAUUACAAGGAUAAACUCAUGUGUUUUUCACCUGAAAUCUAAAGUAUAGUAGAUCAACAGCAUUUCAUCAUCUUGAUUGUCAGGGACGAAUUUGAAAUUGAUUUCACUGAGUUUCCAGUCCCAUCCUCGAACCAAAAGUAGAAAAUAUGAACGUUUAUAUACAUUGCUGAAACAAAGAUGGAAUGAAAUGAACACCCGGUCAUAGUUAAUGAAAACCUGGCGUACUGGAUAACAAACUGACACUUAGGGGUUUAUUGACAUAUAUUGAAAGUCGAGAAGUCGGAUACAAACAAUAUAUAAGUAUGUCGUCACCGAUGAGGCCACAGAGCGUGAAGAAGUCGUCGGUCAGAAGGGGCUCGAUCAAGCACUUGCAAAUGGCGAGCCUCACAAUUGGAGCGACGGUUGGAGCAUUUCAGCAAGUGCAUGUCGACAAGAAAAGUGCAAAGGAUGAUACUAGAAGAAGGAGCUCAGUCAAAGAUGGGAGUAUUGUUACAGAGAGUAAAAAGUCGUAUGGCAAUGAUACGGAAACAUCCGAACGUGAAAAACGUAAAAUGUCGAAACAGCUGAAAAAGCAAGCCAACAGACACAGGGCUUUUAGGGGUGCGUGUCUAAAGCUUCGCUUUAUAACCAAUCUCGCCAGAGUUCCAAAGGAAAUAGAGGAGAAAGCCUUAUUUAGUAAGUUUCGUGUGGCAGCUCGGACUGUUAUCCACUGUAGACGUAUGAUAGAAGCAUACUCAUUGAAGAACAAGGAGGAUGACGAAGUGACUCCUUUUAUACGGGAGAUGCAGUUUUAUGAUACGGACAUUGCCGAGGGAGAAGGUAAUAACCUCAUGUUUGACCCACGAAAGUUCAAGGCCAAUAGAUCCGUGAGGAUACCAGAAGAAACCAAGCGAGUGCUGAUUAAGCCGCCACACGUGAGGACUGCAAAAGAAAUCCACUAUACAAUGCUCUCAAUGAGAAAUCUAAGGGCAUUUGGUGAUUACCCUGUCCAUAUGCAGAGACGUAUCAUAGAAACUGGAACAUACGAAAAAUAUGAAUCUAAGCGUCUGAUAGUACGACAGGGGCAUAGGCCAGCCUUCUUCUACUUCGUCCUCAGUGGUUCUGUGGUGGUCAUGAUCAUGAAUCGCCAGAACAAAACUGCACGCCCCGUGGCUUACUUACAUAAGGGAGACGCUUUUGGAGAACUUGCCAUUCUAAACAACACCACAAGAUUUUCUACUGUGAUAUCUAAAGAAUCUAUAGAAUUGUUCAGCAUCUCCAUGGAAGACUUUCAAGAGAUCUUCAUGGCUGGAGGAGUGACGAAUCUCUCAGACCCGUGUCAUGAAGACUAUAUAGGAAAUCUCGAAUUUUUGAAAGGUUGGCCUCUUGAGAAAUUGGCUGAUCAAUCUGGAGAGAAAAAGAAGGUGAUAUUUGGAUUCUUCAGAAAUGGCGACAUCUUGGUGAAAGACAGCACCCACUCUGAUUGGAUAAUCCUCGUCAAGUCCGGCAGCAUUGACGUCUUGAAGAAGUUAAAAAGAGUGGAGCCAUAUGAAUGGAAAAAGCAAUUGGUCGGUGGACAUCCAAGAACCCCUACACCAGUGCAUGAACUGAAGGAAAAGAAGCAAAGGGAUCUACGGGACACACAACGCCGACAAAUUCUUCCAGAAAUAUCAAUCCCGCUGAAAAAAAUUGAGCGGAUCAAGAACCCGGAUGACAGCAUUGACGCCGUUGAUGCAGUGGAGUUGGCGAAUACUAUUACAACCGAAAGCAAUAAAAAUGAAAAUAGCGAGCCUGAUAGGAAAAUUAGAAAAAUUUCAAAAGCCUCUGGUUCACAUGUAGAUACAAAGAAUACUAAAAAUAAAAAGCGUGCCAACGCGGAAAAAGACAGUGAUAAAACAGAUCCAGAUGAGGAGGAACGUCAGCGCAAGAGGCAAGAAGAACAAUUUGAAAUGGGUGGCGCCCAGCAGGAGGUGAAAACACUUGCAAGUCAACUGGAUGACAGCAGAUUUGGGAAGGAGCACGAACUGACCGAAGCAGACUUGGACCCAGAGUUCGUACAGAUACAAACAAUAAGCAAAGGAGAGACAUUUGGACUGCCCCAAUUAAUAUUUCCUAGCCAACCAAGCCUUUGUGUAGUGAGUAACGGGGCAGAGUGUAUCCUCAUCAGCAAGCAGCUCUAUAUGGCAAGUGCAUCUGCAGAGCUGCGUACGAGACUCAGGAAAUCGGUAUGUCCGUAUCCCACCGACGACGAGUUGCAAGAAAGCCUCCAGGUUAAAGUGGACUGGGGAGCCUACAAAAGCAAAACACUGACAGACGCUUUAAAAUUUUUAGAUAUCAAUAAAAAUAAAAGUUUGAAUGCCAGGUUUUAAUGAGAUGAUGAAUACAAAUGAAACAGAAUUCGAUUCAGAAAAAUGCCACAUUUCUGCUUUGAUCAUUUGCUGUAUCCGAUGGACUGGAACAUUAAGCAAGGUUUUCCAAAUCGAAUAACCAAUAACCAGUUUGUGCCAAAAUGCCUACUCUCAUAGAACAAAUAAAUCAUAGUUAUCAUUUUUAUUUACUGAUUAUUUCAUGUUGAAACUAGCUGAAUAAUCCAGUAAAAUGUUAUAUCAGUACAUUGCUGUUACGUUUCCAUAUAGCUUUGAAAUCUCGUUAAAGUCAAUGAAAUAUACUUUUAACGGGGUAAAAUUUACCUUUAAC
Owenia fusiformis is the source of this 2792-nucleotide messenger RNA. NCBI's taxonomy places the organism in Eukaryota, Metazoa, Annelida, Polychaeta, Sabellida, Oweniidae. The record is from the annotation of a GenBank genome assembly.